AUGUCGUUUUGCCACGUCACAGUGCUUAUCGAGACUACAUUUUUAGAUAUAUGCAUGAGUUUCAGUAGAUAUAAUUUCAGGUGUGAUCUAGUAACUCGGCAUUACCUCAGCAGCCACCGAUCAGUUGCCUUUUCCCCCGAUAACACCUUCAGAUCAUGUAGAAAUCCUCACUCAUUUGAUGUGGACGAUGUCAGAUUUCUUGGAACUUAUGGUACGAACAUCAAUGACCUUGACAAGUACUCAGAGGCUAAAAGCAAGCUUGAUUUUGCUAAAAGAACACAGAGGUGGAGACAUCUUGCUCCCACUGCACUUAAUACACUCUCUGAGAAUUCACCUUUCCCUUUGCAAAAUAUACAUUUCGAACAAAGUCAGGCCAUGUACCUGUAA
Molecule: messenger RNA, 387 nt
Organism: Eruca vesicaria subsp. sativa (arugula)
Lineage: Eukaryota; Viridiplantae; Streptophyta; Magnoliopsida; Brassicales; Brassicaceae
Source: the annotation of a GenBank genome assembly